Xiphophorus hellerii (green swordtail) is the source of this 1859-nucleotide messenger RNA. It is a transcript of the gene ifi44g, whose product is annotated as interferon induced protein 44g. Gene Ontology annotation, biological process: immune response. Bases 149 to 1249 code for a protein of 366 amino acids. The transcript is spliced from 8 exons. NCBI's taxonomy places the organism in Eukaryota, Metazoa, Chordata, Actinopteri, Cyprinodontiformes, Poeciliidae. The record is from RefSeq and is a predicted model, not a curated record.
CUUUAAGAACUACCGUCUGUGUAAAUGGAUCACUUGUUCCACCUCUCAGCUGUGUGGGUUUAUGAAAUUCUCGGUUUCACUUUCUUUUCGUGGUAAAACGUCGCUGUGGAGAAAUUAAAGUUUCGUCUGUCCACGCAUCUGCUGCGCUAUGUCACGUCUACUCGCAGAGGUCACUAUGGAGAAAAAAAGCGAAGACAAACCCAGUGUGGGUUUCUCGUUCGGACGUCCAAUCAGCUCCUCCUCCUUUGUACCUCUAAGCAAUCCUUCGCCUCCUGCUCUUACUUUGACCUCAUCCAGCUUCACUAUUUCCAGUCAGACACAAAAUGACAGCACAAAAGAGAAAAAGAGGGAAAAACCUGUAGGAAUCCCAGUUUUUACAGGAUUUCAGGCAAAGCUGGAAUCUCAGUGGAGAGAUGUUCAGUGGACCGAAGAGCAAAAGAAAAGCCUGAUGAAGGCUGUUAGCUCCUACAGACCCAGCUGUAAGGAUGUGCCUCAGGCCCGGGUUCUCCUCCUCGGACCGGUUCGUUCUGGAAAGUCCAGUUUCAUCAGUUCAGUCCAGUCUGUGUUUAAUGGGAGAGUGACGAACCGUGCCAUGGUGGGCUCCUCCUUCAACACCAGCUUCACUAAAAAGCUACAGUCCUUCAACAUCCGUGGUCAGAAGGGGGAGGACAACACUGGGCUGGUGCUGUGUGACAUCAUGGGCCUCGGCGACGGAGAGACGACCGGGUUGACUCUACACGACAUCCUGUCCGUGAUUAAAGGCCAGGUUCCUGAAGGGCACAAGUUCAGUCCGGAUCAACCAGUUGGCACAGAAACGGCGGGGUACGUGAAGACGCCCAGCCUCAGGGACAGAAUACACUGUGUGGCCUUCGUAGUGGACGCCUCGAAAAUCUCAUCCUACCACAAAGGCUUCAGCUCCACCUUCAAACAGCUGCGAGAGUUCAUCAGCGAGCUAGGGGUUCACCAGGUGGCUCUGCUGACCCACGUUGACCAAAUUUGUCCAGAAACGGCCAAAGAUGUGAGCAAUGUUUACAAGAGCCUGAGUGUUCGAGAGACGAUGAACAAAGCCGGAGCUCUUCUGGGCAUGUCCACCUCCUACAUCGUUCCAGUGAAGAACUACUCGUCAGAACUGGACCUGGACGUGAACACCGACGUCCUUCUGCUCAGUGCCGUGGACCACAUCCUGCAGUACAUCGACAUGUUUUUUCAGGACUACGCUCCUCAGCACACGAGGCCAAAGUUACUCUGAUGCUUGAGUUCUUCAAACAUUAUGUUUUCAUUUAAAUGUUUUUCAUGUUUUUGAAAACUAAUUGUAAGAAAAGUUGACUUGUAAUAGUAAUUUGCUGUUUUUAAGUCGAGUGCUUUUCCUCGCUAAAUCAAGCACAAUAAUUGUCACUAGUUCUAUUGACCAGACUGACUAACUUACCAGCAGGUAAAACAGUUUUGAUUAAAAAAAAAAACAAGUUACCAGAAAACUUACUGUUUAGCAAUAACUUGAACAGAUUUCUAUUUUGGUAUCAGAAAGUUUCAACCUGGACAACAGUUCAGUAAAUGUACUAUGCCAUUUCAGUUUGUAUGAAUUGUUACAAUAAGUCUGGAUUUGGUAGGAUAAAAGCAAAUCUGAUACGAGGACUUAAGGGGAAUAAACUCUGUAGGAAUAAACUUUCAAGCAAGUUAUCUUUUUUCCCCAAACUUUAACAGCUAACUGAGCGAACUAAUUGUUUUGUGUUGUCUGUUAAACAACUUUUAAAAUUGCAUAACUGUUUGAAUAAUUUUGUGAAUGAUGAUGUGUGGCAUAUGCCAAAACCAGUUGUGGUCUGAAUUUCAGCUUUAAUAAAGAGUACUGAUUUCAAUUUCAA